AGGAGCCUUUUUCCUCUCUUCUGCUGUGUGGGAUCUGCAAGCAUAGACCACGUCUAUGUUCUGCCCAUGAUGAUUCCAAAUAUGAACGAAUAGUAGAGCCUUCCAAUGGUUCCAUUUCUUUCUGCGGGACAUCAGUGAUUUCACUUGAACUGCUGCAUCUCAUUUUUUUUCCAAUAACCUCACAUGCAAGAAGAAAUCAUAUAUUGUCCUAAAGAGCAGACAGUAUUGGAGUCUGUUUCAAGAGGGUGAUUUUAUGUUAUUGAUUAUGAGGAUUGUCUAUUGGGUAGCAACUGUCUAUUGUUUGAUUGUCCCGGUCAGAUAGUGGUGAGUUCUCAUUACUGAGGAGUAAAUAAGAGUCAGCAGUGGAAGGAAUGUAUUGCAGUGUUUUAUAGUGAUAGAACAUUGCCUCAAUGCAGAGGUCAUUUCAGAUUGGUGAGCCCAAAACCGGGAGUGGAGGGGGGCGUCUUGGGCUCUCAUGAUUGCCUUUUGCAGUGUCUUCUGCUUUAAAGAGAACCAAAUUCUGUUGUAUCGGUCUCCUGGUUUUGUAAGCUUUUGAUUAUUUUUGUUAGAAUAAAAUGCAUAAUAAUAAUAUGUUACUUGGGUUAUUCAUUGUUUAUUUAUGCUAGAAAUAAAGUUGAGUUGUGUUGUACGUAGCCGUACCAUACAAGCCGUCGGGGGCUUUGGUUGAUUAUGUCAAGUUUAUUUGUCCAGCACUCAAUCACAAAAGAGUCUCAAAGGGCUUCACAGCUCACAAUGAUCAACGGCAUUGAUCCCCCCCCCUCCACCCACCCCUGUCAAAUUCAGCAUUAUUGGCUCCCCAAAAAGACUUUAGUUUCUCUUUCUUACCUGCUGUAUGGGCAUAUUCCAACAAAACAAUGGCUCGAUUGUACUUUUUUUUGUUUGUUUAUUUUCUAGACUGAGGGAAAGUGACGCAUGAUGUUCACACUUUUGUAAACUUGGGAGUGUCCUGUAGAUUGCUUCACACAGCGGUUGAUUUAAUCAUAUGGGUUAUCACCACUACGUUGUGUGCCACAAUCCAUGCAUUGCACUGCUAAAUCUACGUAAUGACGCAGCUAGACCCUGCUGUGGUAAUCACGCCGACAGCUUGAAACGGCACAAGCGGAAAGACGUAGUCUUUCCCAACAUGUCCUUGAGCAGCCAUGUCAUGGAUGAAAAGCAGAAGUGCUGCAAUCUGAGUGCGCUGACUGACUCAGUGACAAUAGUUGAGACGAGGCGGCAGAGAAGAACUGGGAAAGAGAUUAGCGCACACGUUUACAGGUCAGCCUUUGGUGAGGGGAUGAAAACAGAUUUGAGAAGCCCAGAACACACCCAGCUCCUCGUUCAGUUGUGGGAAAGCGGUCAGUGUCGGUACAUGAAAACCAAGACAAAGAGCAACACGGGCCACAAGAGAGACAGCUCGCCAUUCAAACAGGGCAGCAAGUCGGCCAACUGCAGCCCCGCACACCGGACCUCCGACAACCUGACGGAAGCUGCUAAGAUUGAGGAGAACCACUCCACAGUAGAACUGGACUCUGCGUCAUCCAAACCGCAGGAUGCUCACAUUCCCACGGCGAACGGGGUUCUAGUGCAGAUGGAGCAGGACAAGGAGGAGGAGAAAAAGGCGUGCAAUGGCGAAAAUGGGAGUAUAGACAGUACGGAGCUGGUUAACGGAGAUAUGGGACGCACGGACAGCAGGGCCGAGGACUCACAUUCACGCACGGACAGGACUGGUUCACAAAGUUCCCAAGAAAAUGAAGAUGGUGGGACUAACUCGAAACAGGAACAUGCGGAAGAGGCGAGCACAGAGCAGAAGGAGACAAAUGAGCAGAAACUGUAUAAAAUUGCCAGUGAGCUCUUGCAUACAGAACAGGCCUACGUUACAAGACUCGACUUGUUGGAUCAGGAAUUUUGUGCCAAGCUCACGGAGGAGGCAAUGAAAGGAACAUUCCCUGUGGAUGUGGUCAAAAACAUCUUCUCCAACAUCUCCUCCAUCAACACUUUUCACAGUCAGUUUUUGCUUCCUGACUUGGAGAAACGAAUGGGAGAAUGGGAGUCCAUGCCUCGAAUUGGAGACAUCCUCCAGAAGCUCACACCCUUCCUCAAAAUGUAUGCGGAGUAUGUGAAGAACUUCGAUAAGGCCAUGGAGCUGCUGAAACAGUGGAGUGACCGAUCUCCACAGUUCAAGUCAAUCAUUCAGGAGAUACAGAGUCAAGAGGCCUGUGGCAACCUGACACUUCAGCAUCACAUGCUGGAGCCCGUGCAGAGAGUCCCACGAUACGAGAUGCUUCUCAAAGACUACCUAAAGAAACUUCCUCAGGAUGACCCUGACAGACGGGACGCAGAAAAAUCCUUAGAAAUCAUCGCCACAGCAGCGACUCACUCCAACAGCGCCAUUCGCAAAUCUGAAAAUCUGAAAAAAUUGAUGGAGAUUUAUGAGAUGCUAGGGGAGGAGGAGGAUAUCGUUCAUGCCUCGAACGAGUUCAUCAAAGAAGGUCACAUCCUGAAGCUGGCAGCCAGGAACACCUCAGCCAUGGAGCGAUACCUCUUCCUGUUCAACAACAUGCUCUUGUAUUGCGUGCCCAAAUUCAGCCUGGGAGGACCCAAGUACACCGUUCGGACGCGGAUCGGCAUUGAUGGGAUGAAAGUUCUGGAAACCACCAAUGAGGACUACCCUCACACCUUCCAGGUUUCAGGGAAAGAGAGGACUUUAGAGCUACAAGCCAGCUCCGAGCAGGACAAGGCGGGCUGGAUCAAGGCAUUCCGAGAGACCAUUGAGGUCUUCCAGCAAAAAAACGAGUCAUUCAAGAACGCAUCCAAGGAUGUGGAGGAGGUGUCUAAUGCUGAGCUGGGAAAGCGUGCUCCUCGCUGGAUACGCGACAAUGAAGUGACAAUGUGCAUGAAAUGUAAAGAACCUUUUAACGCACUUACGCGACGAAGACAUCACUGCAGAGCUUGUGGCUAUGUGGUGUGCUGGAAAUGCUCCGACAACAAGGUGCCGCUGGAGUACGACGGCAACAAAGUGAAUAAAGUGUGCAGGGACUGUUUCUCCAUCCUGACAGGAGAAACUAUUGCCGAGGGCAAGAGGAAAGGCAUCUUGGAAAUCGAGGCGGCUCAAUUCACUGGCAGUAGCAUCAUGUGUGGCUUCCUGCAGUACUGCGAGAAGAACAAACCUUGGCAGAAGAUGUGGUGUGUUAUCCCCGAGAAGGAGUGUCUAGUGCUUUACCUCUACGGAGCUCCUCAGGACGUGAAGGCCCAGAGCACCAUCCCCCUGCUCGGCUACUCGGUGGAUGACAGCAGCCGCCCCGCCGAGCCCCAGGCCAGCUUCCGCCUUUCCCAGUCCAAAUCCGUCCACAGCUUUGCCGCCGAGAGCGAGGAGCUCAAGCAACGCUGGCUGAAAGUGAUCCGCGUGGCCGUGACGGGCGAGGUGCCCGAGCGCCCUCACGCCAACGGCGGCAACAUGGCGGACGGUGCCGCGCAGGAAGCGGCCUCGGACAGCUCGUAAGGAUGCCGGGAGUUUGUCUGCAAUUUGUGUGACUGAGGUCACACACACUUCCUCUCUUUACUGGGCCAAAAAGGACAACGCAAGUGCUGGAUGAACUGCCUUUUUCUCCCCCCACUUUUUUUUUUUUAAUCUUGGAUGACUUCCACAGAUGUGCUGUAUUACAAAAAGAACACUAGGACUGAGACGCUCUCGGCGUUGGCGUUCCCUUAAGCUUGUGGACUUGUACUGCACCAACUACUCAGUCUUACCUGUACAGUAUAACUGUCUAUUUCGAAAAAGAUUUUUUUUCCCCUCCCAGCUCCUCACCUUGUUUUGAUAACAUAGAAAAAAAGAUAACAAAUGACAGAAAUUGUCAAUGUUCUCCCUUCAAACUGAACAAGAUGAUGGCGUCCCUCACUCUCACUUGACUUUUUUGGGUAAAGCCAUGGAAUAAUCGGUUACACAACAUCCUAGAGGGCUGCUAAGCAAUCCUCUUAUGUCAAAUUAUCGGAUGCAUAUUUUUUUAAAACAGUCAAUUGAUGAGGGAAGUCACCCAAGAACAAUUGCUCAUUUGUAGCACACCAGCUACAUACUUUAAAAGAUUUUAAUCCAACAUAAACUGCUUUAGGCACAUAAUUAUUAUCCAUACUAAAAAUUAUAUUGAAAUCGCUGCAAUUGACUGGUGAUCAAUGCAAGGUGUGCCCUACCAAUGACCCAAAGGUCAAUUGCGAUGGGCUCCAGUGACCCGACUGAAGACAGGCAGGAAGAAACUGAACAUAUGAAUGAUAUAUAAUAAUUGCGUUUCGCCACUUUGAUUGAGCUUCCUCCACAAUGAACUUUCUGAAGCUUUCUGCACAUUUGCGACAGUCCUGAGGAUAGGACCCCCCAUGUUAAGUCAACCAUGUCAAAUAAACAAAUUCAGUUUGGGUAAACCAUCUUUUUUUUUGUUUGUUUACUCAUCAAAAUAGACGUGUGUUUCGGUACACUGCAACAAGCGGCAACAGCCUCAGCCACAGGUCGUGAGCAAGACUGAAUGGUUCAACUGACUGUGGUCUGCAUAAAGCAGCUUCUCUUUUUUCAGCGCAAAUGUACAAUGAGAUGUUAACAAGCUGGUGCAAGAAUGUAAAUGUUUUUUUUUUUGUUUUCAAUUAAUGCUAUAAGUAAUUGUAUUAUUUAAAGUAAUUUAUAGAUCAUGAGCAUGAGCUGUUGGAAACUAGCACAAAUCUGUCUCCAGAAGGAAAAAAACGUUUUUAUAAUCCAUAUUUUGUCAGGUGUUCUGCAUUGAGACAUGCAGUGGUUCUAUGAACUGACGCAGAGGGGAUGGAUGUGCCCGUUUGUUUUGUUUUUGUUUUUUUAACCCUUUUCGGUCAACAAAUAAAAGAGCACAAUGCUUCACCGUGUGCAAGUCCUGAGUGUCUAGCCAACAUUUGUACGCGCGCAUCUCCUCACCCCCAAACAUUUGACAAGUGUACAACUACAUUAAAUACUUAUGGAUCCAG
Messenger RNA from Hippocampus zosterae (dwarf seahorse), 4980 nucleotides. RefSeq names its product FYVE, RhoGEF and PH domain containing 4a (gene fgd4a). Gene Ontology annotation, biological process: cytoskeleton organization; filopodium assembly. The transcript is spliced from 16 exons. Gene Ontology annotation, molecular function: metal ion binding; guanyl-nucleotide exchange factor activity. NCBI's taxonomy places the organism in Eukaryota, Metazoa, Chordata, Actinopteri, Syngnathiformes, Syngnathidae. Bases 1004 to 3502 code for a protein of 832 amino acids. The record is from RefSeq and is a predicted model, not a curated record. Gene Ontology annotation, cellular component: cytoplasm.